Cokeromyces recurvatus is the source of this 744-nucleotide messenger RNA. RefSeq lists its product as uncharacterized. The transcript is spliced from 2 exons. The record is from RefSeq and is a predicted model, not a curated record. NCBI's taxonomy places the organism in Eukaryota, Fungi, Mucoromycota, Mucoromycetes, Mucorales, Mucoraceae. Bases 29 to 628 code for a protein of 199 amino acids.
UUUUUUUUUUUUAAAAAAAAAACUAACAAUGUCAACAUUACCUCGGCUAUUAUUUUCGAGAUUACCUCGAUAUACACAAUCUACAUUAGUAAGGAAUUCUUUAUUGAGAAAUAACAUUCAUCGAAUGACGACAAUACGAUCAGUGCAUAAUUCACCAAAGGAAUAUAACGGAAUUCAAUCAGUAGCUCAUCAUUUUAAGCAACAACGGCAUAUGCCCUAUUUUUUAGAAUACCUCAUGUGGGCCGUCUUUGGUUCUGAAGCACUACACCUCAUUUGGCUCAAGAUGGAUUAUAAGGAAUAUAAAGAAAGAAGUGCCCAUAAGAUAAAAUUACUAGAGGAAAUUAUCAAACAUAUUGAGCAAGGGGAAGAGAUCGAGGAAAGCUUAAAACAGGAAAUUAAGAUGGUUUUGAUGAACAAUAAACAUCACAAGGAUGAUUUACAUGAUUUAAAAGAUGAAAUUGAUGAUGAGUAUUUAAAUCAUUUAAUUGCAUCUUUAGAAAAACAAGAACAAGAAAAGAAAGAAAAUAUAGAUUCAAAUAGACUUGAUACAAAGAAUGAUCAUAAUGAAAGUCCAACAGCGUCAACACGAGGGAAUAAAAAGGACUCAAAGACACACUUCUUUUUAUAAAUAAAGCAAAUACGGAUCCUAUUUAUUAUCUAAAAUCGACUAAUAUCUCUCCCUAACAAAAGAGUUAUGAACCUAAUAUGUAUAAUAGACACAUAAAUAUUAAAAUAAUUCUAGUA